UACAGGGUCUCAAUUGGGUAAAAUUGCAGAUUACAGCAACCAAAGAAGAAAAAUAUUUUGUUUUUCUGAUGGUUUUUGAUGCGAUUGGUUCAAUUUUGUCAUUCGAUUUUAUCGGAAAUCACUCAUUUUGAAUUUAGCCCCUAUCCCAUGAUAGUUCUAUCGAUUGCGUGUUCUGAAUUCCCAGUACUCUGUGCUUGCUAACUUAUACUAGAUAACCAAACUAAACCUCACCUAACUCCCUAGCUGGAGGUCAGCCUCCACGUCCACGAGAAUAUAAAUAGCUGUUACAGUAUUUCUUUCCUUACUCCGGGUCAGGGAUCAGAAUUCGUUGUGGGUUCCUCUGUUCUCUUAAUUUUCGUUAUUUUUAGAAUUAAAUAAUACAAUAAACUUUCAAUAAUCAAAAUCACACCCAGCACAUUAUGGCUCCAUGUUGCAACUGAUUAAAAAUGUCCCGCAUCUUAGCACCCAUGGCGAAUAUUGAACGCUAAUUGGUUGAAUCAAAUGUUGAGAUUUUUAUUGGAUUUGAUUGGCUGCUGUCCCUCCACCUAGAUUUGAUUGGCUUUGGCCUCCUCCUAUUUGAUUGGCGGCCGCCCCCCCAGCACAUGCACAGGAGGAUAAGCAAACAUAAGAGCUCACACAAUUUGAGCCACAGGUUGAAAAAUUUGGAGGUGUGAAGUCCUGGUGACAGACAGUCUUCUGACCUGACAGCAUCUGUGUGAAAACGUGAAAGUGACACCAAGUCAAUAUGAGCGAGAUUGACCUUAUGAUUGCACUACAGCUGCAGGCCCAGUUCGAGGAGGAGCUGCGGGUCAGCCUUGAGAAACAGAAACAGGAACUACUCCACUCAGAAGCAGUUACACCAUCUCUAGGCUCCAUCCCAAACAAGUGGAAGUAUCGAGGAAAACUGCUGGAUGAGUCGCCUCAAGUGAAGUUGUCAGUGUCUCUCAUUGAUCCAUCAUGGGAGAUGAUUGACCCAAACCCUGAUAUUCAUACGCUCUUUCUCACCUUUAAUGACCAGUUCUUCUGGGGACGAUUGACAGGGGUGGAGGUCAAGUGGAGUCCAAGAAUGACCUUGUGUGCUGGAGUGUGCAGUUAUGAGGGUCAUGGAGGAUUGUGCUCUGUCCGUUUGUCUGUGCCGCUGCUGAAACUACGGCCCCGUAAAGACCUGAUUGAAACUUUGCUGCAUGAGAUGAUCCAUGCCUACCUAUUCGUCACUGCCAACAACAGAGACCGAGAUGGACAUGGUCCUGAAUUUCACAAACACAUGUACCGCAUCAAUGAAGUGGCAGGAACUAAGAUUUCGGUUUACCAUAGUUUCCAUGAUGAGGUGAGCGUUUAUCGACAACACAUAUGGCAGUGUGAUGGGCCAUGCCGGACAAGGAGACCUUAUUUUGGCUUAGUAAAACGAGCCAUGAAUCGAGCACCUGGGCCACGUGACCCAUGGUGGGAGAGGCACCGGCAGUCCUGUGGGGGGACCUACACCAAGAUCCAGGAACCUGAUGGAUAUGGUGACAAGAAGAAAAAGAAUCUUCUAACAGGUACAAAAAAGAAAGAGAAUGAUCGUGCUGACAUCAGAAACUAUAUAGAUUUUAAAGGAAAAGGAAAUUCCCUUGUGGCUGGUACUUCGGGUUCUUCACAUACAUCCAGCAAGCAGGAAACAAGUAUGAAAAAUAUAAACAAAAAAAAUUGUUUUUCUAAAGAAAUUAUUCCAAACUUUGGUGAGACAAGUAAUAAUAAUGGCAAUAGAACUAGUGAUGUAAUUGACAGCAAUAGAUACUGUGAAGGAAAGCUUAAAAACAUACACAGGCUAGCAAGCACUUCAUCUGGUACAGUUUCACAUGUAAACAUUGACAGUGCAAGCAGAUCAAGAGUGCAUGGAUUUGGUGGUGGACCUCCAGCACAUAAGAAACCCCGCAGUACUCCAGGAGGAUCUACCAUGGGAAAACCAAUUGGAAAGGCAGCAGGGAAGCCCAGCAGUGGAUUUGGUACUGGUCUUGCUAUGCGAGGUGGUGGUUCAAGGACAGUUACAGUGAAGGGAAAGACUUCCACCAAAACUGAGAGCCAAGCAGGUGGUGGUAUAAAAACAGAAAGUACUACACCAGAGACAAGUAAAUUCCAGGGACAAGGUUUCAAUCUAGGAGGGUCAAGAACUGGGGUGUCCAGGUUGCUUUCUCUCUCUAACUCAUCUCAUCCGUCUGAUCCUCACACAGCAUCUGCUUCUUUAGGUGAAACUGAAAUUUCUACAAAUACUGAAGGAUCUUUUCACACUGUAAGGAAAGAGAAGCUAAAUGAGGAACAGGGCUCUUGGAUCUCAAGAUCACCUACAAAAGGAAAGAGUCCAUUGAAAGGGAAAAAGUCAUCUCCAAACUUUCAAAAAUCACUUGAUGGCUACUUACUUCCCUCAUCUUCAAAGCUGUCAGACAGUGGUGAGGAAGAUUUUGCAAGGUGUCCUGUAUGUGAUAAAGCUGUUUCCAAAAGGAAGAUUAAUCAACAUCUUGAUGAAUGUCUUGGUGAGUUUGAUGAUGAAGACAAUUGGAACAUCAAAAGUAAAAAUUAAAAUUGCUCAAAUAUAGAGAAACAUUCCAUACAAAGUGUAAAAUAUGAAACUGUGUUUAAUGUAAGUAAUGAAGAUGAAGCUAUGGUAAUUGGUGCCUGCAGUGUGUCAGAAUCAUCUUUUAUAUCUGAGGACAAUAACAAAACAAAUUCACAGGAGGAAAUGUACCCAUGGCCAGUUUGUAAAGAGUUGUGUACACAUUAAAAAAUUUACCAACACUUGGAUACUAACUUUUAGUAAUUUCCAUAGGGAUUUUUAUUGAAACUUUUUUUUUUUAAGUUCUGUACAGUAUAUAGUAAAGUCUCAUGAUACAGAAUAUAAUAAAGUCAUAUGAUUUGGCAUAUAUUAAAAUCUCAUGACAGCAUAUAGUAAAGUCUCAUACCAAGUUCUUAAAAUAUUGUACUGUGUUUGCAAAUUCACUAAUAUUGUGCCAUAAUGCUUGAUUUCAUUUUCUGCAAAGUUACUGAUGCAGUUCCUUGUGCAGUACAGAGGUAUUUAGAGAGAUGAAAGUUAUUUUUUAUUAUAGAAACACAUGUUCAGUUUGGGUCUCAUGUGCUGUCUAAACUAGUUUGUAUUGUUAUUUAUCAUGCAUGACUUCAUUUUGCUGGUUUUUGUUUUUAUAUAAAAUUUUUAUCGUGAAUUUACUUAUGACGGACAAAUUCAUAUUUGUGUAUAAUAUUUUAGCUUUUUUAAGUUGCACUUAACUAGAAUUGAGUCUGUACAAAUCAUCUACCCUAUAUUAUUAUGUGAUAUUAAAUAAAUAUCUCUCAUUUUACUUCAAUUUAUA
Homarus americanus (American lobster) is the source of this 3341-nucleotide messenger RNA. RefSeq names its product DNA-dependent metalloprotease dvc-1-like. The record is from RefSeq and is a predicted model, not a curated record. The transcript has 7 exons. Gene Ontology annotation, molecular function: polyubiquitin modification-dependent protein binding; single-stranded DNA binding; metalloendopeptidase activity. Lineage: Eukaryota; Metazoa; Arthropoda; Malacostraca; Decapoda; Nephropidae. Gene Ontology annotation, cellular component: nucleus. Bases 746 to 2557 code for a protein of 603 amino acids. Gene Ontology annotation, biological process: DNA repair.